UAAAAAUGAAAAAAACUUAAGAACUUACACUUGAUUCAACAAAGUCCGUGAGGAAUCUUGGUCGCCAUCGCGCACCCGCGAACCAGAAAUUUCAAUUCCCUCCAUUUUCCCCUCAAAUUCAAAUCCCCUAAAGUCUCCCUUAUAUACAUUACAAACACACACCUCAAUUCAAUUUCCAUGGCGAACUUCGAAGUGCCCUCAUUUUCCCUAGGCCUCGACGAUACGCCCCCCCAUUCCCCAAUCCAUCCACCUCUUUCUCCCGAUCUUCACGUCUCCGACUCCGACUCCGACUCCGAUCCCGAAUCCCGACCCGACCCGCCUCGCCCCCUCCUCAAACGCCUCCGCCGCGGGCCCCCGCCACCGUGUCUCGACCCCGAUGCCGACGCCGACGAUGACAUCGAGGAUUUCUCCUCGCAAGAAGAUCCCGAUCAAGGGCAUGCGGUUCCAUCGGCGUGGAAUCGAAAUCAUUCUGUGUGUAGCAGCUCGAAAGUUUCGUUGAAUAGAAGUGGGGUUUUGACCCCUCAUUCGUGUAGCAACUCUUUCAGGGAUAGGAAAAGAAAGGAACUUUCUAAUGAUGUUCCGGCUUCAGCCAGGUUAGAGACAGGGAAGAGUGGCUUGAUGUUUCCCAAGUUAACCACUAGUCCUCUCCGAAGGUUUCAAUUGAUUGAUUCGGACUCCGAUGAUGCUGAUGUUGGUGUUGGUGCUGGUACUAGUGAUGCCAAUAAAGUUAACCCUAAUAGUCAUUUGGAACAAGAGAAGAAAACAUCUGCUGACGAGAACAGAAAUGAGGAUCUGUGGAAGGAUUUUUCGCCGGUGAAGAAUGUUUCUGUUAAUAGGUUUCAAUUGCUUUCAGAUUCCGAUGAUUCGGAUGUUGAUGUUGGUGGUGCCAAUAAAGUUAACACUAACAGUCGUUUGGAACAAGAUAAUAAAACUUCGGUUGAUGUGAACGGAAAUAAGGAUCAGUGGAAGGAUUUUUUGCCGGUGAAGAAUGUUUCUGUUAGUAAGUUUCAAUUGCUUUCAGAUUCUGAUGAUUCAGAUGUUGAUGUGGAUGUAGGUGGUGCCAAUAAAGCUAACCCUAACCGUCAUUUAGAACAAAAUAAGAAAACAUCGCCUGAUGAUGAUCUAUGGAAGGAUUUUUUGCCGGUGAAGAAUGUUUCUGUCCCCACGCCCGCCUUCAAUGAGAUAUGUGAAGAAUACUUUCGUUCUGCCAAUUGCAAGGAAGUAGGUGGUGAUGCAUCUAAAAGUUUUAGUGAGAGGAAUCCUGGGGUUAGUUCUAGCUGCCAGAGGUAUCAACAACGAUGGGAAUCAACAGACCCCGUUCAUCCUGCUCAUAGUUAUUUUUUCCAUGAGGAUCCGAGAAUUCAGCAGUUAGUCCGCAGCCGCCUGCGGAAUUUUAAUCCACUAGGUACCAUCAACACAGUGAAUCAGCAACCUAAUUUCUCACACAUUGAUUACAUGGGACAAUUUGGUAAUGGAGGAGCCUCAAACAUGCAGGGAGUUCAAAAUGGUUUUAUUAAUUGCUCAACAAGGGGGGGAAACAAAUCAAGUAAUUUGAAUGUUGAUGGAUCUUUUAAUGCUUCUGGAGGCUGGGUGGAUCCCAAAAUUGUUUCUCCAUUCAGCCAUGGGGAAUCUUCUAGAAAGAAAGCAACAAAGAGGAAUGGCUCUAAGAAUAGUGUCUCAAAAAGUAAUAGUAAAGCAAACAAAUCAAACCCUGCGAACCAAUCAUGUGCUUCUGGGGGCUGGGUGGAACCCAGGAGCUGCACCAGUUUGCCAAAGGAUGCAGGCAAAAGGCGUGUUCAAGCAAGUGGUGAAUCUGCUGGUCAUUGGUUUACAUCGCCAGAAGGAAGAAAGGUUUAUGUCAACAAAAGUGGGGAGGAGUUGACAGGCCGCAAUGCUUAUAGACAAUAUCGGAAGGAGAGUGGAGCAGGAUUCAAGAAAUCAAGAAAGAAAAAAGGUGCCAAGACGACAAAUGCCAAGAAGAGGAACUGAACACUUGAUGGCAAGACAUUUAUUCCCCGCCUGGUCCACAUCCCAUAAUUUACUUGUGGAUCUUAUGACUAGCAAUACCCUAUAGGUUCAAUUAUGCUAAAUUGCCCUAAACUUCCGGUAUCAUGUGUUGAAUGCGGACAAGGAAGCUAGCCAUCCAGCAUGCGGCAUCACACGAGGAAACUGAAUGAGGGUCUUGUUGCUUAGUGGAGAUUUGAUUCUAAAAAAUCCUGGCAAGUAGAUAUUGUGAGCUUAUUAUACAAGUGGUUCUGUACAGGGCACACGGACCUAAUGUCUUUGGCCAUCAUGAAAUUGUAACUUUGGAUAAUCAUUCACUUUUUUAUUUAUUAGGAUUCACAAUAAUGCUUCGAUUCCAUCUUGA
Glycine soja is the source of this 2368-nucleotide messenger RNA. RefSeq lists its product as uncharacterized. The coding region runs from base 178 to 1989 and encodes 603 amino acids. The transcript is spliced from 5 exons. NCBI's taxonomy places the organism in Eukaryota, Viridiplantae, Streptophyta, Magnoliopsida, Fabales, Fabaceae. The record is from RefSeq and is a predicted model, not a curated record.